AUGUCCAGUAGAGAUUACUCGACAGCGACGAGUGUGGAUGCUCUUGUGUACCAACUGGAGGAUGACAAACCUGUUGUACGCUGGAAAUCGCUGAAGAAACUUCGAAAGAUUGCAGCAGUCGAAACGACUCACUUUCCUGUUCGCAACGCACGGCGAUUUCUCCAAUGCGUUCGCAGGCGAAUUAUAAACGAGCCAGAUCGUCGUGUAGCUAUUGAGGCGCUAAGGUUAAUAGGAGACGUCAUGUCUUCUCUUGGGGAUAACCUUGAUCAAAUCCUUUCGUCAAUCCUGCCACACUUGAUCUCGCUUUUACCGAUGGCACGCAAGCAGCAGGAGAAUGAGGAAGAUAGCAACGUGGAUUCACAUAUGUUGUAUGAGGAAAUCAUUGAGGUUUUUCGAAAGUACACGAUCGUUACACAGGAUUUGCAAGCUGCUGCUGAUCUGCUUGUUAAUAUUGGCCUAGGAAGUGGCCAGGGAUCAGUGCGGGAAGCGUCGCUUGUUGCCCUGAUGCAAUUACUGGACGAACGAUAUCAGAAACGUCUGAUGAAUCACGACAAUUCUAAAAUUGGGACAAUUGGGCGAAGAGACAAAGCAAUUCUUAUCGCUCUAGUGCAAGCUAUCGUACCAGCAUUAGAAGAUACGAAUGAGAAUGUUGUCGUUGCGGCUGAGGAAGCUAUCGCCAAACUCCAAUCGUACUGGGGAAGUCGCUUUUCGGUCGACGUGAUGGAAUUUCUUAGUUCUGUCGACAAACGAACGCUUAAGGAGCAUCAAGAGCCAAUCAAUGAAUUUUUGCUGGUAUGCACAAACUCUGCAUCACUAUCCAUUUCACCUUCGUUACAGUUGCCUUCAGAUGUACAAUUGGGCACACCUCGGGCUAUACCUCCUUCUCCCUCUCUUCAAUUAAUAGAAGGGCUUUACUUUGGCUUCGUUAAACCUAAUAUUGUGACAACACUUACCAAUUACAUGAGCAAUUCGAAAGCUGACUGGAAGAAACGUACAGCCGCCGUUGAACAGCUUUAUAUCGCUUGCAAGAAAGUAGAUGCCGGCUCUCUGUGUGGAGUUUCCGCUGAGGAGCGAGAUAUUGACGUUCAUAUUGUGAAAAGAGCACUCCAGAUUACUCAAGUAAUCUUCCGCAAGCUGACUUUCUCGCGACAAUUCGAAAACGAUAGAGCACAAGACGACACAAACGACAAGCUUGAUAGCUGUCACAAAAAUUUUAGGAAUGCAGCAUUUAGUAUGACAAAAUUGGUUCCUCCUAUAGUUGAAACUGCAGCAAACUUUGCUGAAGACGAUGCUGAGAUGGAGGGUUUCGUAUAUGCUUUGCUAGGCCAAAUCUUUGCAAGUGCAAUACUUAGUGUCUCAUCCGUUGAGCAGACUCUUGCUUGCACAUUGUUUCACCACCGCCGCUGUCAAGUGCGAGUGGAAGCAGUCAAAGUUUGGCUUGUGCUUCUGUUAAUUGCUGAACGUAAAAAUAUGAUUCCAUCAGACUACGCACCAAAUGAGAAUGUCGUACAAACGCUCGGUUGCCUGCUCGGCGACAACGAUGCUCGUGUUCGUGAUUUAGCUUUGGAAGUAGUUGCUGUGCUUACUAUGGUGUGUCGUUGUAAUAUUUAUGCUUUGUUAGAAACGUGUAUAGACAGUGAGUAUGUCUCACAGCGAGUUGAUUGGGCUGCGUUGCGUGCACGUUUAUGGCGAAAGCAUGUUCCAAAACUUCAAUCGAAUUACACUUUGAUUAUAAAGCCUGCAGCAGCAAGUGCAAGCAGAAACCCAUCGGAUCGCUUUGAUUCGAGUGUGGAGCAGUCACUCGACAAUGUUUCUGAGCUGAGGCUAAUGGUGAUGCACGAAGAGCCGAACUCUGUUGUUGAUUGUUAUCUUCCAACGAAUGGAUGUGCAAAUUCUGUGAAACAGGCAGUGGUAUCAGGAGAAAAUGUUGAGAAUUGCGUUAGUGAUGGUAAUUUUCGGUCAGCAAACAGUCUUACAACGGUUGAUAUUAGUGAUAAGCUUUCUUUCUUGAAAAUGAGAUCAAAUCAAGUUCAUGAAUCUCGUAUCAAGAGAAUACGCGAUCACGAAGUCAAAUUGGAGACCACCCAAGUGCAACCUUUAUCGACGAAUGUCACAGAGCACGACGAUGUUGACGAUCAGAGCAAGGAUGAGACCUUUAGCCGGUCUUCAGGGAAGAGGCGUGUCCAAUUAAGUCAUUGUGAACAUAUUUCAUCACCAUUUGAAGCAGAGAAAUGCUUUUCAGUUCAGCAGCAGCCCACCGAUUUCAGUCCUCAAAAGCUACAAACUUCACAAAGUGAAGGGUUGGCCAUCGAGGAACAUCUGUUAAACUUCGAGUUGCUGAGAAGUCGUCAAGCACAUGUAGAUAAUCAACCCCAGUCACCAGACGAGCGCCCUAUUCGUCCAAUGAACAUCUCAGGUAGCUCCCAAAUUAAUAUUGUCGACAAACACGAACAAGAAACCGAGUCGAGAUCAAAAAAAAGUCGUAAAGGUGUUGCGGCUCUUGCGACUCAAAAACGCCUCGAGGCAAAGGCUAAGCAGAAUAGCUCGCAGUCGCUCGAAUUAUGUCAUGAGUCAGCAAGCAAUGAUGCUGUUUUAGCGGAUCAGCAUUUUCAGCAUAUAAGUAAGCAAGAACCGCGAUAUUUAGAGCCUCAUGAGAUUGCACCCUUGAAUAAUUUGGAAGAAGAGCUGAGUGAAGUUCUUCUAAAUCUUCGGUGUGAUGAUUGGGAGGUAGUUUUCAACGCGUUGAGUGUGGUUCGGCGAUUAGCAGUGCAUCAUUCAAAUGUUAUUGACUCCAACAAAGUCCGCACGAUUAUUGCUGAGGUUAUGGUGCAUGUUAUGAGUUUACGUUCUUUCGUCUCGAAGAAUGCUCUGCUGGCACUUGAAACUAUGUGUGCUGCUUUCGGUCGAGAAAUUGACUCGGAGGUGGAAAACAUUGUUCCUUUCUUGCUCAAACGUUGCGCCGAUUCAAAUUUUUUUGUAUCCGAAUCAGCUAUAGUAACCCUUAAUACUAUCGUACUCAAGUGCUCACCAGCUCGAACAGUAGUUGCGCUACGAUUUCAUGUGAACAGCAAGGCUGUACCGAUCCGUCGGGAAAUAGCGCGUGCCGUUCACACAAUAAUUGUGAAUCAGGCUGAGAUCAAUCAUACUGAUAAGGACCUCGCGGUAGUUCUGCAGCUCGUUGGUCAAUGCCUCGCAGACUCCCACAAUGAAGUUCGAAAUAUUUCUAAGCAGACAAUAUUGCAUUUGCACUUCCAAAAGGGCAUGUCGGGCGAACAAAUCAAGAGAUUUCUGCCAGCAUUGGCACAGACGAAAGUCGACAGUGUCCUUAAUGGAAAAGAUGUGUAUUCUUCUCCAGCGCCCAAACAUUUCAGUAUGGCUGAAGUUGUCGCGGACUUGUCAUCGUCUUGCAGCGCUGCCAAGAGACAAGUAACCGCUGCAUCAUCAGCAAAAACAACACGAAUUAUAAAAAACCAGUCUUCGUGCGGAGUGUCGCCACCUGUAUCAAGCAAUGGAUCACGAAUAAAGAUAGACUUAGAUGAGCUUCAUAGUUUCGAAACAAAACUUGGCAGCAGCAAUUGGAAAGACCGGUUCGAUGCACUACGGGAAACGACUGAUUUCAUAUGUAGCUGCGCUUCGGCUUUGGCUGAAAGCGGUCAGAUACUUAACCUAUUUGACCAGCUUAUUAAGCGUCUAGACGAUGGCAAUGCCAAAGUGAAUAUUUUUGCGCUGGAGUGUAUGGAACAAAUCGUUCCUGCUGUUGGUACUAGGAUGGAGCAGAUUUUGCCAAAUGUUGUACCUGCAAUUACCAAGAAUCUCGCUAAUGGCCGAACGUCAAUCUUAGCUAAGUCUGUUCUGCAAAAACUGUGUGCCCAUGUCGAUCAGCGCUCGCUAUGUCAGCUCUUGGCAAUUCAAGCUCGCAAUGCUAAUUCGCGCGUGCUUCCAGUGCUACUUGAUACGCUAACUCAGCUGACAGCGCAGAGCCUGGAUGACAAGAUCAACUAUGCGUUGACACGAAGUGUGUUGCCUCUUGCGCUGACUAUGCUGAAAGAAGUUAGAAACGUCGUUAAAGACGCGAACACGCGACUCUUAAGGCAACUUCAGAGAAGAUUGGGACUCGCCGUUGUAAUGAGUGCAGCAUCUAAGCUAAGCCCCUCACAGCAAGAUAAACUGUCAUCUGUAUUACGAUGA
Molecule: messenger RNA, 4188 nt
Organism: Plasmopara halstedii
Lineage: Eukaryota; Oomycota; Peronosporomycetes; Peronosporales; Peronosporaceae
Exons: 2
Coding region: 1-4188 (1395 amino acids)
Biological process (GO): microtubule cytoskeleton organization
Cellular component (GO): cytoplasmic microtubule
Molecular function (GO): microtubule binding
Source: RefSeq, a predicted model, not a curated record